Penicillium canariense is the source of this 2055-nucleotide messenger RNA. Its product is annotated as SH3 domain protein. The transcript is spliced from 3 exons. The coding region runs from base 1 to 2055 and encodes 684 amino acids. Lineage: Eukaryota; Fungi; Ascomycota; Eurotiomycetes; Eurotiales; Aspergillaceae. The record is from RefSeq and is a predicted model, not a curated record. Gene Ontology annotation, molecular function: protein binding.
AUGGUGCACGGGCAUGCACAUCACAUGCAACACCGCCCUCUGGAGGCGCGGGCUCUCGACGAGAUAGUCGCCAGCGAUGCCCUCCCUAUGGUGGAACGCGACAACCCUUUCGUUGUCGUUAUUAAAACCCUGUCCCAGGAUUUUGAAGGUGCCAUUGGCGGCUAUGUAACGAAAGUCCUAGGAGGAGGCGACGAUAGCACCGCCACGGCGACUGCCACGAAAAACAAGAACACCAAUGUCGGCGUAGGCCCAGCGGUGGCUGCCACACAGACCAGUGCCGAGACAACAGCAGCGACAGCGGAGGCGACCACGAAGGAUACCAAGCACACGACCACCGCAAAGGAGACCGAGACGGAAAAGACCCAGGCAGAGGCCACCAAGACCACCGAACACUCUACGGCAACGAAUACCCAAGUACAGACAACCCAGGGACCUUCCUCCUUUGUAACAUCGGCGUCUCAGACCACUGCGGACUCUAGCCAGGAUGUGAAUCUUCUCGCGGUGACGUCAAGUGCAACGGUCACUGACUCUGCGGCCUCUGCAUCGCCCACAGCAGCCAGUACCUCGUCAGCCGGGAUGUCCUCAGGUGCCAAAGCCGGUAUCGCCAUUGGAGUCAUUCUCGGGCUCGGUGUGGUCGCAGCCCUAAUCUUCUUCUUCAUCCGGAAGAAGAAGAAGAGUAGCCAGGGACCGGUCGAGAUGGAGAAUGAGAAAGAGGAAUUUACUCUUCCCCCCCCCUCCUCCUCCCAUGAAGCCCUCAGCUCCCUCAGCGUGCGUCCGAUCACUCAAUUUGCGCCCGACCUAAGCAACCAUGGUGGCUUCAACCCGGCUACGGCCGCCGCCACCGGUGGUGUUGGCGCUGCCGGUGCCGCUGUCGCCUCGCGCAACCUGACUGGUAACUCGCCGCCUGGCACUCCGCCUAAGUCUGCUUCUAGCAGCCCGAACCCUUUCGGUGACCCUGUGAACCCCUUCGGCCCUUCCACGCCAGUGGCUGACCAAUCCCCUGCUUCUGCAUUGGGUACCGGUCCCUCUGGGGCUGCCAUUGCAGCAACUGCCGCUGGAGCUGCUGUGGUUGGCGCGGUUGGCGCUGCUGCCGUGGCAUCCCAGAGAUCUGCCCAGGAACAGUCCGGCCGCCCUGCCUCGCAAGAGUCGGGCGCGGCCAUGCCUCCCAACUCUUCGCCGAGCCCUGUGAGUGCUGAUGGGGAGUCUGUCUCGUCCGAGGCUCUGGCUGCGGUUGGUGGUGUAGCUGCGUUGGGUGCAGCUGGUGCUGCAGCCGAGGGUGCUCCUGGUCCGGAUAACGUUCACCGUGUGCAAAUGGACUUCAACCCGUCGAUGGAGGAUGAAAUCGAGCUCCGCUCAGGUACUCUGGUCCGGAUGCUUCACGAGUAUGACGACGGAUGGGCUCUCUGUGUUCGCCUCGAUCGCUCACAACAAGGAGUUGCUCCGCGCUCCUGCUUAUCUGCGCGCCCCGUGAAGCCGCGUUCGCGUCCACCCCCUGGAGCAGGCCCUGGCCCUGGUCCUCGCGGGCCCCCGAUGAUGGGCCCUAACGGCCGCAUGCCAGGCCCGCCUCCUCCUGGCCGCUUCUAUCCUCAGGACGCACGCCCACGGUCCCCCGUUGGCCCUCCCUACCCCGGCCCGCCACGCGCUCCCUAUCCUGGCCGCUCAAUGUCACCCGCAGCUAGAUUCCCUCCCGUGCCUCGCUCGAUGUCCCCAGGACCCGGCGGCCGCCCUGUUCCUCGUUCUAUGUCGCCUGGUCCCCGUUCUAUGUCGUCUGGUCCCCGCUCUAUGUCACCUGGUCCCCGCUCCAUGUCCCCCGGCCCCGGAGACAUGCGGCGGCCCAUGAUGCCCGUCAACCAGCGACAGCGCAGUAACAGCGCUGGCAACAUUUCUCCGCCCAACGUCGGCGGCGUCACUCCCCCCAAGCCCAGCCCGCUCGCUGUAAUAGAACCCACCGCUCCAGCCCCGACAAGCGACCUGCCCCCCCUCCCACCUUCGGCACCGACCUCUCCAACGGGGUCCCAGGUCAACAGAAAGCCUGUGGCCUCUCAGGCUGCCUAA